This is a messenger RNA of Daldinia vernicosa, 1176 nucleotides long. RefSeq lists its product as uncharacterized. The record is from RefSeq and is a predicted model, not a curated record. The transcript is spliced from 2 exons. The coding region runs from base 1 to 1176 and encodes 391 amino acids. NCBI's taxonomy places the organism in Eukaryota, Fungi, Ascomycota, Sordariomycetes, Xylariales, Hypoxylaceae.
AUGGCCGUCAUUGCAAGCCAAAGACCCGGGGAUCCUUCGGGGAACCCACCGUUAACUGCAAGAGCCGUUAAGCUAAUUAUCAUAAUCUCGAUAUUCAUCCCCUUUUCGAUCUUGGCCGUUGCACUUCGACUAUGGGCUCGGAAGAUAACAGGUCAAAAUAUUGCGGUUCACGACUGGGCGAUCGUCGCCGCAUCAAUCUUCAAUUGCGGCCACGCUGCUUUGAAUUUAUACAUAUCCAUUGCUGGAGGAAGUGGGUAUCAUAUAGAAUAUCUUAUUGAAUAUUGGCCUGUGACUAUUCCUCGCCUGUACAAAGCCUACUUGGCCACAGAACCCCUGUGGACCGUCGCCAAUAGCCUGAUAAAAAUUAGCAUACUCCAUUUCUACGUUACGAUAUUUCCUAAUAGACGUUUCCAUAUACUCUGCUAUAUCGUUAUGGGUCUCAUAGCUGCCAACGCAGUAUGCGUACUUGUCAGGAUGUUCUUCUUCUGCACGCCCUUCGAGGCGACGUGGAAUCCCGAUUUAUUUACAGCAAACCGGGCUGCUCAUUGCAUCAACUUGAACGCUGCAUAUCUAAUUGAUCCAAUUAUUAAUAUGGUAUUUGACAUUAUAGUCUUCUUCCUUCCACUGCCACAAAUUUGGCGGUUACGUUUGGAAGUGAGAAAGAAGUUGAUGCUUAUUGGUAUAUUCACUGUGGGGUUAUUAAUAUGUAUCAUAACAUCUCUCCGGAUUUGGACCCAUGCGCGGUUGCCACUAAGCGAGAUUCCAUAUCAAAUAGCGGAGGAUGGUAUCUGGGCAAUCUUGGAGCCUUGUCUUGGCAUUAUCAAUGCCUGUCUCCCCCUUCUCAGACCACUUGGCACCAGAUUCUCAAGCGUGCUCACGUGGGGUAUGUUUUCUAAUAAGGCUUGUUCUAGCAGAAAGAGCGCCGGGACAGAUUUCGACAGGUCUCAACAGGAAAGGGGCGAGGCCAGGGGUAAUCGCGUAUGCAUACCGUUGCAUGAGGUCUCCAUCUCAACUACCGAGCCAAGUACGCGUCGAGGGACUAUUAUAGACCAUGAAAACGAAAUCUCGAUUCUACCACAGGCGCACAAUAGAGACCGUGUUGCCGGUUGUAUUCUAGGGCGAGAAGCCGGGGGUAUCAGAGUGACGGUUGAGUGGGAAGUACAACGGGAGGGUUAG